Molecule: messenger RNA, 1086 nt
Organism: Saprolegnia parasitica CBS 223.65
Lineage: Eukaryota; Oomycota; Saprolegniomycetes; Saprolegniales; Saprolegniaceae
Exons: 2
Coding region: 1-1086 (361 amino acids)
Biological process (GO): proteolysis
Molecular function (GO): serine-type peptidase activity
Source: RefSeq, a predicted model, not a curated record
AUGCUCAACGUCACCAAGCUAUUAGCGCUACUUGCGUCCGUCGUUGCUGCGGCCCAGUGCGGCAACCAGGCAUCGAUCGAGAUCGCGGUCAAGACGCCUUUGCACGUGGUGUCACAUGGCGAGGCGGCGUUCAGCCAGAUCGUCCAGCGCACCGGCGCGACGUUCGCAGCGCCUCACUUCAAGUCAAUCAACGUGCCGGCCAACGGCAAGCUCACCAUCACGUCGCUCGACGGCAAGGACGCCGUCGUCUUCAAGGGUGGCGAGUCCGCUACCAACGUGCGCGCCGACUGGCUCAGUGGCGCCGGCGUCGUCGUUGCGUACGAAGCCCCAACAUACGUCAAGCAGGCGUCGCCGGUGUUUGAGAUCGACGAAGUGGCUUUCGGGAAGCCGCCGUCGCCUCUCGAGGCGCUCUGCGGCGCCGACCAGUCGCAGCCCGCAGCGUGCUUUGCGAGCGACGUUGCCAAGACAAAAUCGGGCAAGUCGGUGGCCCGUCUUAUCAUUGGCGGUCAGAUUCCCUGCACGGGCUGGCUCGUUGGCUCGGAGGGCCAUAUGCUCACCAACAACCACUGCAUCAAGACCGCCGACGCGGCCAAGGACGUCCAGCUCGCGUGCAAGGGUGAGAUUGUCGCGACGAGCGCGACCUUUCUGGCCACGAGCCCGUCCUCGGACUUUACGCUCGUCAAGCUCAACGUCAAGGACGGUGUCGAUUUGACCAAGUACGGCUACCUCCAAGUGCGCCUCGACGGCCCCAAGCUCAACGAGACGAUCCACAUUCUUGGCCACGCGGCCGGGUGGCCCAAGCGCUUUGCCGUUUCGACGCUCGACGGCCCCGGCACCGUGACGAACACGAGCUUCCAGUCGCGCUGCCAAGCCGACGAGUUUGCGUACCGCCUUGAUACGCAGGGCGGCAAUUCGGGCUCGCCCGUGAUUUCGACCGACGAGAAUGUCGUUGUCGGUCUUCACAACUGCGGUGGCUGCCCCGACGGCGACAACGCCGGUAUCAAGAUCAACAAGGUGUUUGACAUUCUCAAGGCGCAGAACAUCGUGAUCAAGGAUGCGAUCGCGUCGACCAAGCCCGCGUGCUAG